CAAGCUGCCACAGCGCUGUAUACGCUAGCCACAUGCAAAUCUUCUGCUCUUCUUGCUGUAGGAGUCCUUCGUAGACACCCAACGUAUCAUUGCAACGUUUCCAUUUUGGUAGAGAAUGCGGCACCUUUUCGCACUUUCCGCAAUUCUACUUAUGGCAGUGAGCCUCACAUGUGCGGAUAAGAUGUCAUGGACGCCCUGCGAUGCCGGGCUCACCGAGUUCAGCCCUAGUUCGGUUGUGCUCACGCCGGACCCGCCCGUAAUUGGCUCGCCCGCGACGUUUGUGAUCUCGGGUGACAUCGGCAACGAGCUGCCGGGCGGUAGUGUGGACAUGACGGUGUCCUUCUCCGGGCUGCCCAUCUACUCCAGCACCUCGGACCUGUGCACCAAAACCACCUGCCCGGUACCGGCCGGCCCCAUCGCCAUCACCAUUGUUCAGGUGCUGCCGCCCAUCGCGCCACCGGGUGACUACGGUCUGCAGGUGGUGGCGCGCGGGCCGGAUGGAUCCGAGCUGGCGUGUGUCAACGUGGCCUUUAGCCUGGUGCUGCCCUCUGCGGUGUCGGGAGCGGCGGGGUCGCAUGGCGCCGUGGGCCGUAAGCAGCGCAUGGGCAGCCGACAAGUGGCAUGACGCGUAUCUACGGAUGUCGGGAUGCGUGGCAGUGGCUGUGGCACUGGCUAGGGCUGGGCGAAGAUAGAGGGGUUGUGUUGGGGGCAUGGAGUUGGGUAUUUUGUUGAUUGAUGGUUGCGGUACUGACAAAUGGGGCGCAGACUUUAUAAUGCGGUACGUGCGCCGUUGUGAUUGUCGUAUGGCUGUGUGGCGGUCUGGCGGACCUCAAUCCGGAGCACAUGGUAUGCACGGAAGUACAAUUGCAUAAGCGAGCCGGCAGCUUGCGGCUCGGCCCUUGAAGGGCAUGGCCUCGAGACUGGCUAGUGUUGGCGAUGCAACUCAAGUGUGAUGCAUGCUGUGCCACUGGCCCGCCGCCCGCGUAGGCUGCUAAAUCCCUGGUGAAGGAACCAUAUGUCAGCGGUUGAGACCCCCACGUCGAUGUGCUGAUACGACGGCGGACGGCAGCACUGGGUUGUUGGGCGCUGUAAGAUGCCAGGCGG
Molecule: messenger RNA, 1104 nt
Organism: Chlamydomonas reinhardtii
Lineage: Eukaryota; Viridiplantae; Chlorophyta; Chlorophyceae; Chlamydomonadales; Chlamydomonadaceae
Exons: 4
Coding region: 182-625 (147 amino acids)
Biological process (GO): sterol transport
Molecular function (GO): sterol binding
Source: RefSeq, a predicted model, not a curated record